This is a messenger RNA of Ambispora leptoticha, 216 nucleotides long. NCBI's taxonomy places the organism in Eukaryota, Fungi, Glomeromycota, Glomeromycetes, Archaeosporales, Ambisporaceae. The record is from the annotation of a GenBank genome assembly.
AUGAAGACAGCUGAAUUCCUCAUAGAAAAGCUUCAAUAUGAUAGUAGUCUUGUGAUGAACAAUAACCUUGGUGAAUUCUACCUCUGUAUUCCUAAAUCGCAUGAGAUGCAAGCCGAAAUAAGAACUUUUAUGACUGGAUAUGAUCCAAGUAAACUAACAGUAGAAUGGAUAUUUCUCGAGGCUAUCGCUUAUUCUAUACACAUGACAAACUCCUAG